Molecule: messenger RNA, 8099 nt
Organism: Alexandromys fortis (reed vole)
Lineage: Eukaryota; Metazoa; Chordata; Mammalia; Rodentia; Cricetidae
Gene: Ubr3
Product: ubiquitin protein ligase E3 component n-recognin 3
Exons: 39
Coding region: 64-5688 (1874 amino acids)
Biological process (GO): ubiquitin-dependent protein catabolic process via the N-end rule pathway; protein ubiquitination
Cellular component (GO): ubiquitin ligase complex; cytoplasm
Molecular function (GO): ubiquitin protein ligase activity; zinc ion binding
Source: RefSeq, a predicted model, not a curated record
AGUUCCCCCACCCUCCCGGGAGGAGCCGUGGGCUCUGGACUCUCCAAAUUCUGAGCUCUCAUCAUGGCGGCGGCGGCCGCGGCGGCCGUCGGGGGGCCGCAGCCGGCCCAGUCGGAGGUGCCCGAGCAGGGGCCGGCCCUAGACAAGGCGGCCACGGCCGCGCAUCUGAAGGCCGCUCUCAGCCGGCCGGACAACCGUGCAGGCGCCGAGGAGCUGCAGGCGCUGCUGGAGCGGGUGCUGAACGCAGAGCGGCCGCUGGCGGGGGCUGCGGGCGGCGAGGAGGCGGCGGGCGGCGGCGGCCCCGGCGCGGCCGAGGAGGAUGCCCUGGAGUGGUGUAAGUGCCUUCUGGCCGGCGGCGGCGGCUACGAUGAGUUCUGCGCGGCCGUGCGGGCCUACGACCCCGCGGCGCUCUGCGGCCUGGUCUGGACAGCCAACUUCGUGGCCUACCGCUGCCGGACGUGCGGCAUCUCCCCUUGCAUGUCGCUGUGCGCCGAGUGCUUCCACCAGGGCGACCACACCGGACACGACUUCAACAUGUUCCGCAGCCAGGCCGGGGGCGCUUGCGAUUGCGGGGACAGCAACGUAAUGCGGGAGAGUGGGUUUUGCAGAAGACAUCAGAUUAAAUCAAGUUCAAAUAUUCCCUGUGUCCCCAAAGACUUAUUGAUGAUGUCUGAAUUUGUUCUUCCAAGAUUUAUUUUUUGUCUUAUUCAGUACUUAAGAGAAGGCUAUAAUGAACCAGCAGCUGAUGUGCCAUCAGAAAAAGAUCUUAACAAAGUCCUGCAGCUUUUGGAGCCUCAAAUUUCCUUUUUAGAAGACCUGACUAAAAUGGGAGGAGCAAUGAGGUCUGUUCUUACUCAGGUGUUAACAAACCAGCAAAACUACAAAGAUCUGACUUCUGGUCUUGGAGAAAAUGCUUGUGCAAAGAAAAGUCAUGAGAAGUACCUUAUAGCUUUGAAGAGCUCUGGACUCACAUAUCCUGAGGAUAAGCUUGUAUAUGGUAUGCAGGAGCCAUCUGCUGGUACUAGCACUCUGUUAGUUCAAGGUCUCGCAGGUGCUCCGGGAGCACUGGGACAGGUUGAGUCUUCAGAUGAGGAGGACCAGGAUGGGAGUCAAGGCUUGGGCAAGAGAAAGAGAGUAAAGCUAAGCAGUGGAACCAAAGAUCAAUCCAUAAUGGAUGUUUUGAAACAUAAAAGUUUUUUAGAAGAACUAUUGUUUUGGACAAUAAAGUAUGAGUUCCCUCAGAAGAUGGUAACUUUCUUACUCAAUAUGCUUCCAGAUCAAGAGUAUAAGGUUGCUUUCACAAAGACUUUUGUUCAGCAUUAUGCUUUUAUUAUGAAAACACUGAAGAAAAGUCAUGAAUCAGACACAAUGUCUAACAGAAUUGUGCAUAUUAGUGUCCAGUUGUUCAGCAAUGAGGAGCUCGCCAGGCAGGUGACAGAAGAGUGUCAGCUCCUGGAUAUUAUGGUCACUGUGCUGUUAUACAUGAUGGAAAGUUGCCUUAUUAAAAGUGAACUGCAAGAUGAAGAAAAUAGUUUACAUGUUGUGGUGAACUGUGGAGAAGCCUUACUGAAGAAUAAUACGUACUGGCCUCUUGUUAGUGAUUUUAUUAAUAUUCUUUCUCAUCAAAGUGUGGCCAAGAGGUUUUUGGAGGAUCAUGGCCUGUUAGUUACAUGGAUGAACUUUGUUUCUUUCUUUCAAGGUAUGAACUUGAACAAGCGAGAACUCAAUGAGCAUGUGGAGUUUGAGUCUCAGACAUACUAUGCUGCAUUUGCUGCUGAGCUUGAAGCCUGUGCACAGCCGAUGUGGGGACUUUUAUCACAUUGUAAAGUUAGGGAAACUCAAGAGUAUACCCGAAAUGUUGUAAGGUACUGCCUUGAAGCACUUCAGGAUUGGUUUGAUGCUAUUAACUUUGUAGAUGAGCCAGCACCUAACCAGGUCACCUUUCACCUGCCCCUGCAUCGUUAUUAUGCAAUGUUUUUAAGUAAGGCUGUGAAAUGUCAGGAACUAGAUUUGGAUUCCCUUUUGCCGGAUCAGGAGAUGUUAAUGAAACUAAUGAUUCAUCCCCUCCAGAUUCAAGCUAGUCUUGCUGAAAUUCAUAGCAACAUGUGGGUACGAAAUGGUCUGCAAAUCAAAGGACAAGCCAUGACCUAUGUCCAGUCUCAUUUCUGCAAUUCCAUGAUUGAUCCAGACAUUUAUUUAUUACAGGUCUGUGCUUCUAGACUUGAUCCAGAUUACUUUAUAUCAUCUGUCUUUGAAAGAUUUAAGGUGGUGGACUUGCUGACCAUGGCUUCCCAGCACCACAAUACCGUACUUGAUGUGGAGCAUGAGCGGUCAAUGCUGGAGGGUGCACUCACCUUCCUUGUGAUUCUUCUGAGUCUUCGCUUACACUUAGGAAUGUCUGAUGACGAGAUUCUCAGGGCAGAGAUGGUGGCCCAGCUGUGUAUGAAUGACAGGACACAUAGCUCUUUGCUUGACCUCAUCCCAGAAAAUCCCAACCCCAAAAGUGGCAUUGUUCCUGGAAGUUACAGCUUUGAAUCAGUUUUAUCUACUGUAGCUGAUUUUAAGGCUCCUGUUUUUGAACCUGGAGGCUCUAUGCAACAAGGCAUGUAUACUCCUAAAGCUGAAGUCUGGGAUCAGGAAUUUGACCCCGUCAUGGUCAUUCUUCGGACAGUUUACCGCCGGGAUGUGCAAUCUGCCAUGGACAGAUAUACAGCCUUCCCCAAAGACUUCAAAACUAUCUCCACAAUUGUUUUCAUCUCUUCAACUGCAAUAUAUAAUGUGAAAAAGUUAAUUAUGAGGUGUUUUCUUCUUUUUUUCAAGAUUCUAAUGGAUCAUCAAAAUCUGUCGGAACAUGUACUGUGCAUGGUGUUGUAUCUGAUUGAAUUAGGUUUGGAAAACUCUGCUGAGGAUGAUUCUGAGGAAGAGGUAUCAAUGGGUGGACCAGAACGUUGUCAUGACAGUUGGUUCCCUGGAAGUAACUUGGUAUCAAAUAUGCGACACUUUAUAAAUUAUGUCAGAGUGCGAGUCCCAGUGACUGCUCCUGAGUUGAAAAGGGACUCACUUGCCGGCACGAGCUCUGAUGAUCUGGGCUCUUUACAAAAUUCCGGUACAGCUCAAGUUUUCAGUUUAGUAGCAGAGCGCAGAAAGAAAUUUCAGGAGAUCAUCAAUAGAAGCAGCAGUGAAGCAAAUCAGGUGAUCCGGCCACCCUACACUCCAAAGAAAUGGUCAGCUCCUGGUUCCUCUCCCCCGUUAACCACAGCCAUUUUGGAAAUUAAGGAAAGCAUAUUGUCUUUGCUAAUCAAACUUCACCACAAACUCUCAGGAAAGCAAAACUCUUACUAUCCUCCAUGGCUUGAUGACAUAGAAGUUUUAAUACAACCAGAAAUUCCUAAAUACAAUCAUGGGGAUGGUAUAACUGCAGUAGAAAGAAUUUUGCUAAAAUCUGCAAUGCAAAGCAGAAUGAACAAACGCAUCAUUGAAGAGAUAUGCAGAAAAGUAACUCCUCCUGUGCCACCCAAAAAAAUCACUACAGCAGAGAAGAAGACUCUGGACAAGGAGGAAAGGCGACAAAAGGCUAGAGAAAGGCAGCAGAAAUUGCUCGCAGAGUUUGCCUCACGACAGAAAAGCUUUAUGGAAACUGCAAUGGAUGUUGAUUCUCCUGAGAACGAGAUUCCUAUGGAAAUUGCCGCAGCAGAGCCACAAGUGUCUGAGGCUGUGUACGACUGUGUUAUCUGUGGACAGAGUGGGCCUUCUUCUGAGGACAGACCUGCAGGACUGGUUGUACUGUUGCAAGCAUCAUCAGUUUUAGGGCAGUGCCGGGACAAUGCUGAACCAAAAAAGCUGCCUAUCACUGAGGAGGAACAGAUUUACCCAUGGGACACAUGUGCAGCAGUUCAUGACGUGAGACUUUCCUUAUUGCAGCGUUAUUUUAAAGAUAGUUCUUGCCUUUUGGCAGUAUCAAUUGGCUGGGAAGGAGGUGUUUAUGUACAAACUUGUGGCCACACGUUACACAUAGAUUGUCAUAAAUCUUAUAUGGAAUCAUUACGGAAUGACCAGGUUCUUCAGGGCUUCUCAGUGGACAAAGGAGAAUUCACAUGUCCCCUCUGUAGACAGUUUGCUAACAGUGUUCUUCCAUGUUAUCCUGGAAGCAAUGUGGAAAGUAACCUUUGGCAACGUCCUAGUAACAAAAGCACACAAGAUCUCAUAAAGGAAGUGGAGGAGCUGCAGGGACGACCGGGAGCUUUCCCAUCAGAAACCAACCUAAGUAAAGAAAUGGAAUCUGUAAUGAAAGAUAUUAAAAAUACCACUCAGAAGAAAUACAGAGACUAUAGCAAGACCCCAGGCUCACCAGACAAUGAUUUUCUCUUUAUGUACUCUGUUGCUAGAACCAAUUUGGAACUGGAAUUGAUUCAUCGAGGAGGCAGCCUUUGCUCAGGUGGUGCAAGCACAGCUGGUAAAAGAUCUUGUUUGAAUCAGCUGUUCCAUGUAUUAGCCUUGCACAUGCGGCUUUAUACCAUUGAUUCUGAGUAUAAUCCCUGGAAAAAACUCACCCAGUUAGUAGAAGAUAUGAAUUCACAACUGGGGAAUGAAGAACAGCAGCCUGAAGUUCCAAUCCUUUAUCAUGAUGUGACAUCCCUUCUGCUCAUCCAGAUCUUAAUGAUGCCACAGCCCUUGCGCAAAGAGCACUUCAGCUGCAUUGUGAAGGUGCUCUUCCCGCUGCUCUACACACAGGCUCUGGCAGCACUCUCAGUGAAGGGCAGUGAAGAGGACCGGUCUGCCUGGAGACACGCUGGAGCUCUUAGGAAGAAUACGUGUGAUGCAGAAAAGUCUUGUGAAGUGCUGCUGAGCUUUGUUAUAAGCGAACUGUCUAAAGGGAAAUUAUAUUGUGAAGAAGGAACCCAGGAGUGCGCAACGGUUAGUCCUAUUACUUGGUCUCCCGAGUCCAUGGAAAAAUACAUCCAGGCCUUCUGUUUACCCUUCCUCAGGAUCAGCAGCCUUCUUCAGCACCACCUCUUCGGGGAAGAUCUACCAAGUUGCCAGGAAGAAGAAGAAUUUUCAGUUCUUGCCAGCUGCCUGGGACUUCUGCCAGCUUUUUACCAAACAGAUCACCCAUUCCUCAGUGCCUCAUGUCUGGACUGGCCAUUCACAGCAUUGGACAUUAUCACUCAGUGGUGUUCGGAGAUCAGAUCGUUCACGGAGAGGCAUGCAGAGCAAGGGAAGGCUUUGCUUAUCCAAGAAUCAAGAUGGAAAUUACCACACCUGUUACAGUUGCCUGAGAAUUAUAACACCAUCUUUCAGUACUACCACAGAAAAACCUGCAGUGUCUGCACCAAGGUUCCCAAGGACCCAGCUGUUUGCCUUGUCUGUGGCACUUUUGUGUGCCUGAAGGGACUGUGUUGCAAGCAGCAGAGCUACUGCGAGUGUGUGCUGCAUUCUCAGAAUUGUGGAGCCGGAACCGGAAUUUUCCUUUUAAUCAAUGCAUCAGUGAUUAUCAUCAUCCGAGGCCAUCGCUUCUGCCUCUGGGGUUCCGUCUAUCUGGAUGCUCAUGGAGAAGAGGACCGUGACCUUAGGCGAGGCAAGCCUCUCUACAUCUGUGAGGAGCGGUACCGAGUGCUUGAGCAGCAGUGGAUCGCACACACUUUUGAUCACAUCAAUAAAAGAUGGGGUCCUCACUACAACGGACUGUGACCCCCACCUCAGCACCGCAUAUGUUACCAUCCUCAUUGAUACUGAUUUAUCAAUAAUAAGCUUUAAUUUAAUUUGGGGGAAUUGAUGUCUUUGCUGAGGGAUUAAAAAGAAAACAUUAUGAAGCCUUUUCAAAAUUAGGUGCUUGGUAACCACAUUAAUGGUAUAAUAAUUUUUCUCAAGUAUUUGGACAACAAAUAAGUUAAAUCAUUCUUUAGUGGUCAUUUUUUUUAAGUGCACAAUUAAUAAAAAGCACAACUUGUCCACAAAAAUCAUUCAGAAACGAUUUUCCCUAAAUGCCCUGACCGGCUGUUCACUGAUAGAGUGGAUGUGAUUUCUUUGAAGUUUACUGCUCUUUCCGUGUUUUCAUUUGCAUCUGCUAAACAUAAUGCAUCUUUUCCUUUGUCACCCUUGUAUUGAUCUGAGGUUUUUGCUGUAUGUAAUUAGAAAAUGUAAAACAUGAUUUAUGUGAAAUAUUGUAUAGUAAAAAUUGGUCUAAUAGUAGAACUUUAAAAUUUUUUCUUAUUGUGAGGAAUCUGUUAAAAGUUUAAGGCUUUGCUGAAAACUUAAUUCAUUCUCAGGAAUUUCAUAAACGCUUUCCCCUGGUAAAUAAUUGAACUAGCUGUAAAAUAGAUAGCUGCUGUCCUUGUAGUGAGUGCUGUGCGCUGGGGUGGCGCCGAGCUUGUGUGUGCUUGGGGACUGAGGGUCUAGCUCAGUGAUAGACUGCUUAGCUAACAUUCACAGAACCUGAGUUUCAGCUUAAGCACCACACACACUCAAAAAUCAAUUUGCCAUUUCAGUGGAAUGAACUAUUAAAGUUGUUAGUGACAAAUAGAUUUUACAAUAAAAUCGAAAGGGUUAAGAACGUAUACAUGGCAGAGUUUUCAUUCUGUGCAUGCUCACCUUCAUCACCAACCAAGCUUGUGUUUCUGUGAUCAGAUUGAAAAUGCUCCCUCACCCCAACAGAUGAACUUUAAUUUUUGGAACUUUCCUACCGACUGAAGCACUCAUCUGUAUUAUGUUCAUGCAAUAUAAUCUCUGCGAUUUCUGUGUGGUUUCCUACAGGGAGAAGGCUCAGAGGUGCUGGUCCUUGUGAAUGAGUCAUGCCUCUGCUUUCAGAAACUGCUGUGAAGAUCAGCUUAUGUAGUAGGGGUUUUUAGUUCAGAAGGGGAAUGGUUGAGCUAAAAUACACUCAGUAAGAGGGAAGGAAAAUGACAGAAAAGCAUGUUUUAUUGGUUCCAAGAUUUUUUUUAUAGGCGAUUUAAUAAUUUGAUGAUUAUUUCACAUAUGUAGUACUAUCAAGCAAUUCCUGGUACUUUGGAUUUCCAUGGCUUGUUAUAUGAAAUUACAUUUUUACUUGUAAAAGUAAAAUGGUGGUGGCACACACCUUUAAUCCCAGCUUUUGGGAAGCAGAAGCGGGUAGAUCUCCGUGAGUUCGAGACCAGCCUGUUUUACAAAGCAAGUUCCAGGAUAGCCAGGACUAUUACACAGAGAAACCCUGUCUCAAUAAAUUACAUCAAAUGAGAAAAUAAAAAAGUAACAUCAGGCCCACGUUCUAAACUUGUGGAAUGACAUGCAUGGAGUGACGGAUGGCGUUGCGUCAGAGUGAGGGAACAGUGUGUACACACAGAAGAGGUCACUGAGCGCCUUCUGUGUGGAAAUGGCUUGCUGUGCUUCUAUCCAUUUCCAGUACUGAGAUACCAUAGACUAGAGUGGUUUGCCCAGCGAGCCACUGUCCUCCAGCACCAGCUCUUUCAGACAAUCCUGUGCUGUAAAAGUUCAGCCUGUUCCCUUUUUUGCAUUGGUCAUUAUGAAUACCAGACCAUUCGUAAGUGUGGUUGAGGAGAAAAAUGCUGACUGCUUCUCUAGUAAAUACUCUUACAGGUCUCAUGAACUUGAAUAAUUGUACAGUUUGGAACUCUGAUGCUCUAUAUACAUGGCAUACUGUAUUCAGACUUUGGUCACUACAUAUUCAAAUGGAAUGUCUAUGGUUGUGCAUAUGGAUGUGAAGUGAAAAUAUUAGCCUUAACUUUAAAAUUUGGAUAUUUGAUAGUGUUUAUUUUGAUAUUGGUGAAUUAGUCACCAGUAAAUUUUAAAAAAAGCACUUGGUUGAAAAUUGUACUUGAAUCCAUACGUGCAUGCUGCUAAAUUAGAACUCCCAUUUCCCCUAGCUUUUAUAAGUCCCAUUUAUAAACCCACUUUCAAAAAUAACAGGUCCAAUUUAGAGUGAUGUGUGUAUAUUCAAAACCAUGUACUGGUGUGAUCUUGUGUGAAUGAUCAUUUAAAUACAGUACAUUACUGUAGAAGCGAAGUCAACCUUUAUAACUAAGCAGAAAUGACAAAACUAGGAAUAAGUGGCGUUGUAAGAUAUGUUAAUAAAACCUACUGUCAUUUGCUUUGUGCAAGAUCCUUAA